Messenger RNA from Daldinia decipiens, 1954 nucleotides. Its product is annotated as hydroxymethylglutaryl-CoA synthase. The coding region runs from base 194 to 1579 and encodes 461 amino acids. Gene Ontology annotation, biological process: ergosterol biosynthetic process; acetyl-CoA metabolic process. The transcript has 4 exons. NCBI's taxonomy places the organism in Eukaryota, Fungi, Ascomycota, Sordariomycetes, Xylariales, Hypoxylaceae. Gene Ontology annotation, molecular function: hydroxymethylglutaryl-CoA synthase activity. The record is from RefSeq and is a predicted model, not a curated record.
UGGCGGUGAAUCCAGCCUUCCGAAUUCAAACCCUGCCCACAUGCUUGUGCUUGUGCUUGUGCUUGUGCUUGUGCUAAUAGCACUACCCGCUUCCCACAGAUAGAUAUACACUUGUUUGGCAUCGAAUAUUUUCCCUGCCAGAACAACUUUUUUCACAGCCCUACCACCACGAUACCUAUUGUUGUUUGAAACCAUGGCCUCCCGUCCUCAGAACAUUGGCAUUAAGGCCAUCGAGCUUUACUUCCCUAGCCAGUAUGUCGAGCAAGCCGAGCUCGAGAAGUUCGAUGGUGUUGGCACUGGCAAAUACACCAUUGGUCUUGGUCAGACCAAGAUGACCUUCUGCGAUGACCGAGAAGACAUCUACUCCAUGGCCUUGACUGCCACUUCCAAGCUGUUGAAGAAUUACAGCAUCGACACUAACUCCAUUGGCCGUCUCGAGGUCGGUACCGAGACCAUCCUCGACAAGUCCAAGUCCGUCAAGUCUGUCUUGAUGCAGCUGUUCGGCGAGAACACCAACGUUGAGGGUGUCGAUACCUUGAAUGCCUGCUACGGUGGUACAAACGCUUUCUUUAAUUCUGUCAACUGGAUCGAAUCUUCCGCCUGGGACGGAAGAGACGCAAUCGUCGUAGCCGGCGACAUUGCCCUUUAUGCCAAGGGUAAUGCCAGGCCGACUGGUGGUGCUGGUUGCGUUGCUCUGCUGGUCGGCCCUGACGCUCCUAUCGUCGUCGAUGCCGGUCUGCGUGGAACAUACAUGCAGCACGUGUAUGAUUUCUACAAGCCUGACCUUACUAGCGAGUACCCCUAUGUCGAUGGACACUACUCGGUCAACUGCUACAUGGAAGCUCUUGACGCUGCCUACCGAGCGUAUUGCAAGCGUGAGACUCAGUUGAAGAACGCAGCAAACGGCCAUGCCAAUGGAAAUGGUGCCGCCGCUGCUGACGGUACUAAGACUUCCCUUGACCGUUUAGACUACCUGGCUUUCCACUCUCCGACGUGCAAGGUUGUCCAGAAGUCCUACGCACGUCUCUUAUACCACGACUACCUUGCAGACCCUGAUAGCCCAGCCUUUGCUGAGGUCCCUGGUGACAUCCGGGAUAUGGACUACAACAAGUCCUUGUCCGACAAGGUGGUCGAGAAGACCUUCAUGGCUCUCACCAAGAAGCGCUUCAACGAACGCGUCUCGCCCUCUAUCCAAGUAUCCACCAACUGUGGUAACAUGUACACUGCUAGCUUGUGGGGUGGCCUUGCUAGUCUUAUCUCUUACAUCGAUAGCGCUACUCUUCAAGGAAAGCGUAUCGGACUUUUCAGCUAUGGCUCCGGCCUGGCUGCUAGUUUCCUCUCGGUGCGCGUCAAUGGAAACACUGAACAGAUUGCAAAGGUUUUGGAUAUCCAGAACAAACUAGCUGCGAGGCGGGCUGUCCCUCCUGAGACAUAUGAAGCUUUCUGCGAGCUGCGCCACAAGGCUCACCUACAGAAGAACUACACCCCUCAAGGUGACGUGUCCACUCUGGCCAGUGGCACUUACUACCUAGAGAAGGUCGACGACAUGUUCAAGAGAACCUACGCGAUCAAGGCGUAAAUGAGAAGAAAAAAAACUAAUAAAUGCGAUCUACAUCCUAUAUAGACAGGUAUUAAUCAGCCGGGGUACUACCUAGACUAGCAUGGUCGGCAAUUCCUAGAGUCAAGGCUUAUGGCACGAAGAUCAUGUAUACUGCAUGAAAGACGAUUGUGAGAUAAGAGGGCUACUAAUAGGGUUGGGUGAUGAUUGAUGAAUACCCGACUUGUAUAUACUAGGAAUGAUUCCCGUGAUGACUCGCACAAAGAGCUUAAUGAAGACACUGAUAGAGAGUUGAAUGGCUACUUUUUUGGUCGUGUUGUAGUUGGUGAUUCAGCAAUAUGCCAUUUUUAAUGUGAUAUAGCCUAGUUCUGACUAUGGCUUAUCGUUGAAUUUCUA